CGCUCGCGAGAGAGGAUGGCGGGGGCCGCGCCGGGCGCCAUCAUGGACGAGGACUACUUCGGGAACGCGGCCGAGUGGGGCGACGAGGCGGAAGGCGGCCAGGAGGAUGACUAUGGAGAGGGAGAAGAUGACGCUGAGGUCCAGCAGGAGUGCCUACAUAAAUUUUCUACCCGGGAUUAUAUAAUGGAGCCCUCUAUCUUUAACACUCUAAAGAGGUAUUUUCAGGCAGGAGGAUCUCCAGAAAAUGUUAUCCAGCUUUUGUCGGAGAACUACACAGCUGUGGCACAGACCGUCAACCUGCUGGCCGAGUGGCUCAUCCAGACAGGUGUUGAGCCAGUGCAGGUUCAGGAAACUGUGGAAAAUCACCUGAAGAGUUUACUGAUCAAACAUUUUGACCCCCGCAAAGCAGACUCUAUUUUUACUGAAGAAGGAGAGACCCCUGCUUGGCUUGAACAAAUGAUUGCACACACCACUUGGAGAGACCUUUUUUAUAAGCUGGCUGAAGCCCACCCAGACUGUUUGAUGCUUAACUUCACUGUUAAGCUUAUUUCCGAUGCAGGAUACCAAGGGGAGAUCACGAGUGUGUCCACAGCCUGCCAGCAGCUGGAGGUGUUUUCUAGAGUGCUCCGUACUUCUCUAGCUACAAUUUUGGAUGGAGGAGAAGAAAACCUUGAAAAAAAUCUCCCUGAGUUUGCAAAGAUGGUGUGCCACGGGGAACACACGUACCUGUUCGCACAGGCCCUGAUGUCCGUGCUGGCCCAGGAGGAGCAGGGGGGCUCGGCUGUGCGCAGGAUUGCACAAGAGGUUCAGCGCUUCGCCCAGGAGAGAGGCCACGAUGCCAGUCAGAUCACACUGGCUCUGGGCACAGCUGCCUCCUACCCCCGGGCGUGCCAGGCCCUCGGGGCCAUGCUGUCCAAGGGAGCCCUGAACCCGGCUGACAUCACAGUCCUGUUCAAGAUGUUUACGAGCAUGGACCCGCCCCCUGUUGAACUCAUCCGGGUACCCGCCUUCCUGGACCUGUUCAUGCAGUCACUCUUUAAACCCGGGGCCAGGAUCAACCAGGACCACAAGCACAAGUAUAUCCACAUCUUGGCAUACGCAGCGAGCGUGGUGGAGACCUGGAAGAAGAACAAGCGUGUCAGCAUCAAUAAAGACGAGUUGAAGUCCACAUCAAAAGCUGUUGAGACUGUUCACAACCUGUGCUGCAAUGAGAACAAGGGGGCGUCGGAGCUCGUGGCUGAGCUGAGCACCCUCUAUCAGUGCAUCCGGUUUCCAGUGGUGGCCAUGGGGGUACUGAAGUGGGUGGACUGGACGGUGUCCGAGCCGAGGUACUUCCAGCUGCAGACCGACCACACCCCGGUGCACCUGGCGCUGCUGGAUGAGAUCAGUACCUGCCAUCAGCUCCUGCACCCCCAGGUCCUGCAGCUGCUGGUGAAGCUCUUCGAGACAGAGCACUCACAGCUGGACGUGAUGGAGCAGCUCGAGUUGAAGAAGACCCUCCUGGACAGGAUGGUGCACCUGCUGAGCCGCGGCUAUGUGCUCCCUGUGGUCAGCUACAUCCGCAAGUGUCUGGAGAAGCUGGACACUGACAUCUCCCUCAUUCGCCACUUUGUGACCGAGGUACUGGAUGUCAUCGCGCCCCCCUACACCUCUGACUUUGUGCAGCUUUUCCUCCCCAUCCUGGAAAACGAUAGCAUUGCUGGCACCAUUAAAACCGAAGGCGAACAUGACCCCGUGACAGAGUUCAUAGCUCACUGCAAGUCUAACUUCAUCCUGGUGAACUGACUCAGACAUCCCCAGAGUGGAGCCGGCCCCUCCGGGAGACCCCUGUGGAAUAACCCUGUGCAGAAGCCGUUGUUGGAAGACGCCCCGUCAGCGUCUUGGAAAUGGGCUCUGAACGGGAGGACGUAAAGAACUUGUGUGUAAAGGAAAAUGUUAGCAGUGUAAGUGGAAAACUUGGGAAUGGGCCCUCUCUAAGUCCAGGUCUGCCCCCUGGAUCCCGUCUACAGUGUCACUUCCCCUGGUAGUGGACUAGGCUUCUAAGACCCCUUAGGAUGUAGUCAACUGUCAGACCUGGGGUGGUAGAAUUCAGAGACUGAGACACUCAGAUGAACUGUUUUCAAAGUUGGCUUUUGUUUUUGCACAAGAUCUGAUUGGUUAGUUCAUAUUACUGUGAUUACUUUUAUUUUCCAAGAACGUAUAAAAGCUUUUCUGUGGUGAGAAGGUGUGGAUCCCGGUGUCAUGUUGUUCUUAUGUGUAAAUAAAGCAUUCAGAUUCA
This is a messenger RNA of Odocoileus virginianus texanus, 2278 nucleotides long. It is a transcript of the gene NELFCD, whose product is annotated as negative elongation factor complex member C/D. The record is from RefSeq and is a predicted model, not a curated record. Gene Ontology annotation, cellular component: nucleus; NELF complex. Gene Ontology annotation, molecular function: RNA binding. Lineage: Eukaryota; Metazoa; Chordata; Mammalia; Artiodactyla; Cervidae. Gene Ontology annotation, biological process: negative regulation of transcription elongation by RNA polymerase II.